AUUAUAUUGUCCUCCAACGACAUCAGGACAAUCGGAUAAAAGCCACAGAGAGCAUGGAUGAAUGGAACGUCCUAACUGCAACGGCAACGCAGCUUAGCCAGUUGCUGUAUCGGGGCGACACUACUAGUGUGGAUAUCGUCAAGGCCUACCUCGCUCAAAUCGACCGGCACAAUAGAGCUGGCCUGAACCUGCAUGCAAUAAUCUCUGUCAAUGCCGAAGCUGCUCUUGCUCAAGCAGCAGCCCGCGACGACGAAAGAUCGCAGGGCAAGACCCGCAGUCCACUUCAUGGAAUUCCGAUUAUCGUAAAAGAUGCGAUCACCACGUCCGAGUCCCUAGGUUUACCUACCACGGUCGGCGCCGCUGCCUUUAAAGACACAUAUGGACGGAAGAACGCAUUCAUCAUAGAUAUACUCCUAGACCACGGCGUGAUCAUCCUCGCCAAAGCCAGUCUAACGGAAUUCUGCGGCCUGAAGGCGACGUGCAUGACCGCCGGUUGGUCAGCAGUAAAUGGACAAACUCAGUCAGCUUAUAUCAAGGGUGGUUUUCGAUCGGACGAUCUGUUUAUCGGUCGCUCUGGACCGGGAGGCUCCUCGUCCGGGUCUGCAGUGGGGGUUUCAGCCGGCUUUGUGCCGUUAUCGCUGGGGACGGAAACUUCGGGUUCAGUCUGCAUGCCGGCAAAUCGGGCGGGAUUGUACUCUAUCACUGCCACUCGCGGGAGUGUCCCAAUGGACGGAAUUUUUCGCUUAAGCAAAGACUUUGAUAAGUUGGGUGCUAUGGCCAAGUGUCCCGAAGACCUGGGUCUGUUGAUGCCACUGCUCAAUGGCACGCGCUUGGUGUCUGCAAAGUGGAGCGACGUCUCGGUCGGAUUUGUCGAUCCAAUUGUAUGGGAUGCGUUUGGAUUCCAAAAGACCCAGGACAAAUAUGUGGAAAGUCAAAUUCUCGAUGGGUACGAAUGGGCAAGAGCGCAAAUAACUCUCCGAGGAGGCCGGGUUGUCUACCCCGUAGAUUUGCCGACAAUGGAGGGCCUUCGCUUUGAAGGCAAAAGCGUAAACUAUACCGUUGCAUUUCAUGAAUUUCCAAGGCUAUUUGAAGAGUAUUGCUCGCUCCUAGUAGACCCCAAGGUCACAUCAGUUCCAGAAUUGAUCCAAUACAACGGAGAACAUGCAUCUUCUGCCAUGCCGCAGCCACAUACAGAUCAAACUGACCUCGAGGAGACCCUCAAAUCAACAUUGACAGAAGAGAAAGCUACGGCAGCCAAGGCCUACGCUCAACACUUGGCCGGUCCCGACGGCAUCGAUGCGACACUGCAGGAAAAUCAUAUUGACCUGAUAAUUGGACCAGGUGAUUGUGCAAUUUGUGCAGUGGCGGCUCUUGCAGGCUAUCCCACUGCCAUGGUUCCACUUGAUCGCUUGGAAGGUCCUGGUGGGCUUGGCCAGCCUCAGGGGCUAAUGCUGAUUACCAGUGCAGGUGGUGAAGCAAAGAUCCUGGCAUUCAUGCAGUUGUGGAAACAGGUUGUGGGUGAUUGGAAAAUCCCCCCUUUGCUGCUCUAAUGGGAAACAUCGCGACCAAUCCCGUCUUGUAUGCCUGACCUUUCUUACGUGCUAUCCUGGAUGGGUCAUCUGUUGAAUUAUUGAGGCUUGUAUUGAGACGAUAGAAAAGCGGUUUCCUUGAAGAACUUGAAGAGUAAAGCUUUCCAGACACUGUGUGUUAUAAUGGUGUUAUUUG
Messenger RNA from Aspergillus costaricaensis CBS 115574, 1725 nucleotides. Its product is annotated as amidase. Bases 54 to 1550 code for a protein of 498 amino acids. NCBI's taxonomy places the organism in Eukaryota, Fungi, Ascomycota, Eurotiomycetes, Eurotiales, Aspergillaceae. The record is from RefSeq and is a predicted model, not a curated record. The transcript is spliced from 4 exons.